AUGGAAACAGAAGGCCAGAUUCCAAAUGAUGGCUGUGUCUCUACAUCAGACAGUGCAACUGAAAAGGAGAGUGUAGGAACAAGUGAUGUUAAGAACCCCAAGUCAUGUCCACGUGUAUUCAAGUGUCCAGAGUGUGGCAAAGAGUUGACAACAUCAAGAAACUUGCAGACACACAUGUUGAUUCACAAAGGAAUCAAGCCUUACAAGUGUAGUCAGUGUGGUAAAAAAUGUUACACAACUAGUGACCUGAACAAGCACAUGAGGAUUCACAGUGGAAUCAAGCCUUAUGAGUGUACUGUGUGUAGCAAUACAUUUACCGAAUCAGGCAGUCUGCGGAUCCACAUGCGAUGUCACAGUGGCAUCAAGCCCUAUGAGUGUACUGUGUGUGGUAAAGCAUUUGCACAAUCAGGUAGCCUGGGUCGACACAUGACGAGCCACAAUGGGAUCAAGCCCUAUCUGUGCAGUGAGUGUGGGAAAGCGUUUCCACGAUCCUGUUCCUUGCAAAGACACAUGAUGGGUCACAAUGAAAACAGGUCUUUUGAGUGCAGUGAGUGUGUGAAAACAUUUUCAACAUCUAGAAACCUGCAGCGACAUAUGAAGUGUCACAGUGCAGUCAAACCCCAUGUGUGCAGUGAAUGUGGCAAGGCGUAUGCACUGUCAGGUAGCCUGCUGGCACACAUGAGGUCUCAUAGUGGGAAAAAGCCUCAUAAGUGUAGUGAAUGUGGAAAAGCAUUUACAGAGGUAUACCAACUUCGCACACACAUGAAGAGCCACAGUGGAGUCAAGCCCCACCAGUGUAGUGAGUGUGGGAAGGCAUAUCUGGAACUAGGUAAUCUGAACAUACACAUGAGGUGUCACACUGGCAUCAAGCCUUAUGAGUGUGGUGUAUGUGGGAAAGCUUUCGCACGAUCGAAUGACCUGGAGAGACACAUGAGGCAUCACAGUGGUGUGAAGCCUUACCAGUGCAAGGAGUGUGAUAAAGCAUUUGCACAAUCAGGUACCCUGAAGCGACACAUCAUGAGCCACAGUGGAGUCAGGCCUUUUCUCUGUAAUGUGUGUGGGAAAGCUUUUACGCGAGCCACCAUCCUGAACAAACACAUGAAGUGUCACAAUUGA
Haliotis rufescens (red abalone) is the source of this 1116-nucleotide messenger RNA. RefSeq names its product zinc finger protein ZFP2-like. Gene Ontology annotation, biological process: regulation of transcription by RNA polymerase II. The transcript has a single exon. The record is from RefSeq and is a predicted model, not a curated record. Lineage: Eukaryota; Metazoa; Mollusca; Gastropoda; Lepetellida; Haliotidae. Bases 1 to 1116 code for a protein of 371 amino acids. Gene Ontology annotation, cellular component: nucleus. Gene Ontology annotation, molecular function: RNA polymerase II cis-regulatory region sequence-specific DNA binding; DNA-binding transcription activator activity, RNA polymerase II-specific.